UAGCAAUACACAUUUUGUACAAUCUACAUGCAAAGAAAAGUUAAAUAUGCAAAAUAUAUCUGACAGAACAGUUAGUGGGUUGUGUGCUGCAUGUUGAUGUUCUGAUUCCAUAACAUGAGUUCUGCAGGUGGAGACAGAGGUGUCAGCCGAGUCCUCGUGGAACGUAAAUAGGACAUUAUGCGCAUGCCUACGUCUUGUUUUUCACUUGAGCCCCAUCCCCCCGACGCUUUGUUGCUCGUUUCAGUUAAAUCCUCUUCUGUCCUAUCCGGACGAUUGUUCCCGCCCAGUGACAGCUACCGACCUGUGGUUGGCUACUUGCUGAGGGAGGAGGGGCUCAGCGGCGCUGGCAGGCUGUAUGUUCGCGCCGACGUCAGUUUCGGUACAGAGGACGAUGGUGGACGGACAUGUUAACCCACGGACAAUUUUUUAAGCGACCAACUGUGCAAAUAUUGUUCGUAUCGUAAAUACAUAAACGCGGAUAACCUCCAUCAGUAACGGAUCGCUUUCAUAUUCAGACAUUGGAGUUGAAUAUACCGGAAAUUAAAGAAUCGCAGAGGUCCUUUCUCUGCUUCCUGUCGUCCUUUGUUUUGUUCUACGUGAAUCAGACGACCCGCAGCGCCCCCUGGUGGUGGACACAGGUACGACCGGACUACACCAUAGGGAGCCCCGCCGGUGACCGAGCUGGUCGCCCCCCCGCAGCCCUGGUGGGUCCCGUUCACCCCGCCGUCCGAUGCGGAGCGAGGAUGGGUCCUGCUCACGAGGCGCUGCUUAAGGCAGAAGUGAAGGGGGUGAUGCUGGAGCCCUUCGUGCACCAGGUUGCCGGACACUCUUGCAUCAUGCGCUUCGGGGAGCAGGCCAUCUGCAAGCCGCUCAUCCCCCGGGAGCACCAGUUCUACAAGAGCCUGCCUCCGGAGAUCAGGAAGUUCACUCCUCAGUAUAAAGGCGUGGUGUCGGUGCGGUUCGAGGAGACGGAGGAGGGUAAGCUGUGUCUGAUGGCGUACCCCUCCCCGGGGGACCCCUCCCCGCCGGCCCCCCGGGAGGAGCGGCUCUCUGCGGAGCCCAAGGCCCUGAAGAGGAGCGGGGAGCCGCCGCCGCUGGGGGAGACGGAGAGCUACAGCAAGGAGCAGAGAGCGCGGGCGCUGCGCAAGGACGACGCGCUCGUGAGGGAGGAGGUCCAGCAGGCCGAGGUCCUCUUCCUCAGCCAGGAGAAGACCAAGCACAACCCCUGGAGACUCAAGUGUCACCAGCAGCUGCUGCAGAAGCUGAGGGACACGGCCAAGCUCCGCAACCAGCACAAAUUCAUCCUGCUGGAGAACCUGACGUGGCGCUACUCGGUACCGUGCGUGCUGGACCUGAAGAUGGGCACGCGGCAGCACGGCGACGACGCCUCCGAGGAGAAGAAGGCCAACCACACCAGGAAGUGCCAGCAGAGCACAUCGGCCUCCAUAGGGGUCCGCCUCUGUGGCAUGCAGGUGUACCACCCGGACUCGGGCCAGCUCAUCUUCAUGAACAAGUACCACGGCCGCAAGCUGACGCUGGCGGGCUUCAAGCAGGCGCUGUACCAGUUCUUCCACAACGGGCGGCGGCUGCGCCAGGAGCUGCUCUCCCCGGUGCUGCGCCGGCUGCGGGACAUGCAGGCCACGCUGGAGGCCUGCGAGUCCUACCGCUUCUUCUCCAGCUCGCUGCUCAUCAACUACGACGGCGACCCCCAGCGGGGUCACACCCGGCCCCGGCCCCGCGGCGGUGAGGAGGGCGAGGACGACGAGCCCUCCGACGAGGAGGAGUACGACGGGGAGGACGAGGCCUUCGGGUUCCCCCCGUCUCCCUCGGCAGGCGGCGCCGGGGCGAAGGGUGGUGCCGGGCGCUCGGCCCGCGGCCCCCCGGAGGCGGGGGGGUCCCCGGUGGACGUGCACAUGAUCGACUUUGCGCACACCACGUGCCGGCACUACGGCGAGGACAGCGUGCUGCACGAGGGCGGCGACAAGGGCUUCAUCUUCGGCCUGCAGAACCUCAUCACCCUCAUCUCCCGGCUGCAGGAGCACGGCGCCGACUAGACCGCCGGCCGCAGAGUCUGUUCUGCUCGGAGAUUCAAUGACUCCUCUCUUGAGUGGUGCUGAGAGGCACCCGGGGAAGAGCUAGACCCCCUCCUCCACAGGGGGAGGGGAACCCCGCCCGUGGGGUCCGGUCUGGGGCAGUGCGGGGGUCUUCUCGUGGUUCCCACUGCGGAGCCACCCUUGUCGCCCUCCUCGCCACCAGCGGGAGUACGACGCGUGGCGAUGACUCCCUCCCCCAGGCCUCGGAGGAAGCCGCUCCUCUUAGUGGUCAGAGGAAGGACCACCCCGGGGGGGCGACCCCUGCUGACGGAGGGGUGUUGCUCCGUAGCGACCUCGUACGUCUCCGUCACACCGCUCCUUCUGUUACCAACUCGUUUAUUUACUUUAUUACUUUAUCCUCGUGAAGGACGAGAGGGAAACAUCGUGUGGCAAUUUUGUAGCUCUUCUUUGAGCCUCUGUCGGUGCUUCCUGUGGAGAGACUGAGACUUGUCAGACUGCCGUCGGUGUAAAGCACAGCUCACAUUAGUGAGGGCCUGAACUACACUCGGACCCGAGCCGCUGGCCCCGGCUCACUGGCUCCCGGGCCGCGACCCCGUAGUACCGAGGACGUUAUCACCGUGUCCUCAACCCGAGACCGCUGGGUCGCUAGCUCGUUGGAAGCUGAAUCCGCUACAUUGAAUAUUUGUCAGUUUGUUAUUUUGCCGUUUGUCGGAAGGACAUUUCUUGUUGUCGUAGAUGAUGGAAUGUAGCGUUUUUGUAAUGUCCAACAUUUCACUCCCCUCUACUUUAUUGCCUGUAUUUUCAAAGGGCAUUUUAAGCAAAUCCUGUUCUUGCUUUGUGGAUUAAUUACGGUAGUUGAUUUCUCUCUGAUGUACUUCUCUUCAUUCCUUAAAUGGGCAAUAAGGAAGACAGUGCAUGUAUCAGAACCAUAUAUAAGGACUAUGUAGAGACUUAUUUAUUGGUGCUAUUUGUAAACAAAAAGACGUAUAGCUAGAAAUGAAAAAUACUACAUUCCAGAAAACUGUUCUGAGAUUCUGUUCUGAUUGGGAUUUGACUUUACUUAGUGUUUUUGUGCGAUUGCAGGCACCUCUUGUAAACUUGUGUCUACAGUGUCUGGAAAAUAAACUUUUUUUGUGAUAAAGACUUU
Gadus morhua (Atlantic cod) is the source of this 3201-nucleotide messenger RNA. RefSeq names its product inositol hexakisphosphate kinase 2. The record is from RefSeq and is a predicted model, not a curated record. Gene Ontology annotation, biological process: phosphatidylinositol phosphate biosynthetic process; inositol phosphate biosynthetic process. The transcript is spliced from 5 exons. Gene Ontology annotation, molecular function: inositol hexakisphosphate kinase activity. Lineage: Eukaryota; Metazoa; Chordata; Actinopteri; Gadiformes; Gadidae. Bases 744 to 2054 code for a protein of 436 amino acids. Gene Ontology annotation, cellular component: cytoplasm; nucleus.